AUGUUCAAUUCUGAUAUGAAGGAAACGAUUGAGGGCGUCUUGGAGCUGCAGGAUGAUGCAGAAGCCGUGAAAGCGAUGCUACGGUAUAUCUACAUGUCUAAAAAAGUGAAAGGAAACAAAUUGGCAAGAAAGGUUAUUCAUCUCGCACGUCGUUACGAAAUCAAUGAACUCAAGGUGAGUAUUGCGUAAUACGGCUGGUUUUUUUUCUGAUUACAAGUUCAAGGACUUUGAAGAUUUGGAACCCAAAGGUACGAAAGUCGUGAAAACGGACAGACCCAGGAAGCAACAACGACAGCUGCCAUUGGUCCCGCAACGAAAACAAUGCUUCCGAAUCCCCAAAUACGUGGAAGAGAUCGUUGGAAGGAAGUCAGUUUGGCGGGAGAGAACUCACGUGUCGGUUGUAUUCUGUAGUUUGGUGUUUGUGGUAUUUUUGAGGAUAAAGUAUUGUUGAAUACUUGGCUGGGGAUUGAUUGGAAAAGGGUCAAGAGGACCGUUGGGUAUUUGUGAGGUGCUUUCGGUGAUCUGUGAUACCGGAAGAGCACCUAUUUGGCGGCCACGCCGUCGAACACUCGUCUUCGGUUCGUGGAUUGAUCGCUCAAGCGUUUUGCCUCUGAGCAAACGGAUUUCUUCGAGUUUUCCUCGUUGAAAGUCCGGCAAUCGAACUCUCGAUUGUGAAUGUGUCUGAGCCGUUUUGGCAAGAAUAUUCCGUGUACCAAAUUUCAGCCUUCUAGCUCAAACGGCUAGCGGGAUGUUGAGAGAUAAAGCAAGCGCAUUCCGAAAAAAAUUGAAAAAGUUGCGGAGAUCGGUUGUGCCCCAAAAGUACAGAAUGUCGUGUGACGCAUUGGAAUUGGAAUUCUUUCUUUAUUUUCUUCAUUUUUCCGGUCGUUGAAAUGUAUCCGAACAAAAUUUUGCUGAUUCCUUUGAUCGGUAGGUGGAAAAUGCAAAACUUUUCUCUUUACAUUGAAGCAUACAUCACUAGUCGCUUUAAUUAGCAUUUUUUCAGGCAUCAUUCUACUUGUGGUCUAUAUUUCGGUUCCCUGGACUUCUUCCUCAAUUCCUCUCAGCAUAACGCAGCAUGAACUGUGGCCUUUUGCUCUAGAGCGAGCAUGGUCGUCCGUCUUCCGGUAUGAACGACCAUUGGAUCCAUUUCUGGCUAAUCUAAUGGAAAGCGGGCUGUUGAAAUUGAAAGAUCAUCAAGUGGAAUAUCAGAUGACCAGGCCGAGCAAGGAGAAUGUUUGCGAUGGAGUGGAUGCGGUCGUUUAUAUCAUGACUAUGUUGACUACGGACGACACGGAACGUCGGAAAUUGAUGAGAAAGUUGUUAUUCGACAAGGCAAGGAUUUGUGACAUUUCGUUCAAAAUUUGUGACAUUUCGUUCAAAAUUUGUGACUUUUCGUCCAAAACUUGUGACAUUUUGUUUUUUUCCGUAUAAAUUGAUGAUUUAUCAAGGGAAUAGGCUGCAAUUGCCACUGUUAGGUAGAGUGAGACCUGUUUUGUCUGUUUCUAACUAUAAGAAAAAAAUUGUAAGUUUUGGAGUUUGUUUUGGACAGAAAAUUUAUAUUAUCCAUGAUGGAUAAGAUGAUUUUUGUCUCAACUUAAUUCUACAGUAUUUUUUUGGGUUAAUAUUGCAUAAUUUGGGUCUGACAUGUCUUAUCAACCAUUUGAGAGUUUUUUUUUAUAAUAAUUGAAGUUUGUUUAAACCAACUAAAACAGUUCCGCACCGUGCAACGCAAAAAAGAUCCCUGCACCGUGCGUUUGGCCCUUAUUUGCCCUUAUUUUUAACGCAUUUCCAGGCAAAUCUCCCCUCCAACCACAAUGUUAUUCAUCGUUAUGUUGUGGGCAGAUACCCGGCGAACCGAAAAUAUCAACAAAAUUUGAUCGACGAGAUGAAAGCGCAUGACGACAUUAUUUUUGUCAAUUACGAAGAAGUGUACGGCAAGAACUACAUCAAAUGGCAUGCAAUGCACGAAUGGCACAUGAAACACUGCCCGCAAGCCAAGACUUUCAUCAAAAUCGACGAUGAUACCGCGAUUUAUUUGAAGCGCACUUUCCAAUGGCUGGACCGCGAUUUUGGAGGGAUAAUUAAAAACACGACCGAGUAUUUUGUGUGCAACGCACUUUCGACUGAUUCAGCGCCCAGUAGAGCAUUACAUUCGUGA
Molecule: messenger RNA, 2158 nt
Organism: Bursaphelenchus xylophilus (pine wood nematode)
Lineage: Eukaryota; Metazoa; Nematoda; Chromadorea; Rhabditida; Aphelenchoididae
Source: the annotation of a GenBank genome assembly